Messenger RNA from Anguilla anguilla (European eel), 13410 nucleotides. It is a transcript of the gene dmd, whose product is annotated as dystrophin. Gene Ontology annotation, biological process: synaptic signaling. NCBI's taxonomy places the organism in Eukaryota, Metazoa, Chordata, Actinopteri, Anguilliformes, Anguillidae. Gene Ontology annotation, molecular function: protein binding; zinc ion binding. The coding region runs from base 568 to 11727 and encodes 3719 amino acids. The record is from RefSeq and is a predicted model, not a curated record. The transcript is spliced from 80 exons. Gene Ontology annotation, cellular component: plasma membrane.
GAGAGAUGAGAGCGGAGCUAGGCGUUGCUCUAAUAGUUAGAAUUCUACUACAAUUCGUAUGGUUGGCUGGGGUGACCACCGCUUGCAUUUUAAGGACGAGACAUUAAUUCGUCUCGAGCAAGGUGCCUCCGAACAAAAAAUUAACUCGCCAUCAGGUGCGUUCUUUCAGCUGACAACACGCUUGCUCCCUCGUCCUGGAGACAAAUAGCGCAGGAGCCUUGUUCACUAUUAUAUUUAUAGUAGUCAGUAUACGGAAAUGGCUGUUGUGCUGGGUGUCGGAUUUAACGACGGCGUCCGCUGCUCCUGCGUUCUUGCCGAGACUCCAGUGCUAUUUUGAGGCCAGUAUGGCUUGUCACCUGUUGCUUCUCUUCUGGACACUCUGACAGUGUAUUUCCCCGUCAGAACCUGGCCUCUGACAAUUAGGGUGCUCCUCUGGGCGGCUGUCACUAACGCAGUGUGUCGAGCUUGAGAGUACUUCGGUUUACUACGCUCCUUCUCUGGAAAUUGUCCGAAUUGUUUGACUCCUUCCUUUUUGGAUACGAAUUCAAUCAACUUAAGUGAAAAGUUAUGGCCGAGACCGGACACCCCGAAGAUCAACGAGAUGAGGCUGUCGACGAUGAAUUUGGGGAAAUCAUCAAGUGUCGAUCUGAUGAAAGAGAAGAUGUCCAGAAGAAAACAUUCUCCAAGUGGAUAAAUAGUCAGCUAACGAAGACCGGGAAGCCCCAGAUUGAUGACCUCUUCUCUGACCUGUGUGAUGGGCGACGCCUCCUGGACCUCCUGGAGGGUCUGUCGGGAGAGGAGCUAGCUAAAGAAAGGGGCUUUUCUCGCGUUCACGCUCUCAACAAUGUGAACAGGGCCCUGCAGUUCCUUCAGAAGAACAAUGUUGAACUGGUGAAUAUUGGUGGGGUGGACAUCGUUGAUGGAAAUCACAAACUCACUUUAGGCCUCAUCUGGAGCAUCAUCCUGCACUGGCAGGUGAAAGAUGUGAUGAAAGAUUUAAUGGAGGGGCUACAGCAGACCAGCAGUGAGAAGAUUCUGCUGAGCUGGGUGCGGCAGUCCACUCGAGACUACAAGCAAGUCAACGUGGUCAACUUCUCCAGCAGCUGGUCUGAUGGGCUGGCCUUCAAUGCCCUCAUCCAUAGCCACAGGCCGGAGCUGUUCGAGUGGAAGAGCGUGGAGAAGCAGGCGGACAUCGAGAGGCUGGACCAUGCCUUCCGCAUCGCCAAGCAACAGCUGGGCAUCGACCAACUCCUGGAUCCUGAGGACGUGGCCACGUCGCACCCUGACAAGAAGUCCAUCAUCAUGUACGUCACCUCGCUGUUCCAAGUGCUGCCUCAGGGUGUCAGUAUGGAGGCCAUCCAGGAGGUGGAGACGCUCCCUGACGCUCGAGCCGCCGCGCAGGAGGCGGAGCCUGGCGCCGUGACCGAGUCGGCGCGGGAGGCGGAGAUCGUGCGCGUGACCGGGACCACGCGGGAGGAGCACGUGCAGAUCCAGAAACAGCAGCGCUACUCCCAGCAGAUUACAGUGAGCGUGGCUCAGGGGAGGGUUCGAACCCCCUCCCCUUCUCUUAAACCUCGCUACAAAAGCUACACCUACACGCAAGCUGCUUACGUCAAGUCACCGGAUCAGAAGAGAAGGCGCUUUACGUCACAGUCUCCAGACAGCCAGGGAGAGGAGGACCACCACACCGGCAGCCCCCUCCCCAGAGCGGACACCCACCUAGAGGGGUACCAGAGCGCCCUGGAGGAGGUCCUGACCUGGCUGCUCUCCGCCGAGGAUGGCCUGCAGGCCCAGCCGCCCAUCUCCAGCCACGUGGAGGAGGUCAAGGAGCAGUUUCACACCCACGAGGGCUACAUGGUGGAGUUGACGUCGCAGCAGGGCAGCGUGGGUAGGGUCCUGCAGAUGGGGAACGCGCUGCUGUCCGACGGCCGCUUGACGGAGGACGAGGAGAGCGAGGUUCGGGAGCAGAUGAACCUGCUCAAUUCCCGCUGGGAGCACCUGCGUGUGGCCAGUAUGGAACGGCAGAGCAAGUUACAUGAGGCCCUGAUGGACCUGCAACACCAGCAGCUGAAGCAGCUCACUGAUUGGCUGGACGUGACGGAAGCCCGGAUCAAGCGCAUGGAGGCGGAGCCACUGGGGCCCGACUUGGAGGACGUCAAACACCAAGUGGAAGAGCACAAACUUCUCCAGGAAGACCUGGAGUCGGAGCAGGUGCGCGUGAACUCCCUCACCCACAUGGUGGUGGUGGUGGAUGAGAACAGCGGAGACAGCGCCACCGUGGCCCUGGAGCUGAAACUGCAGCACUUAGGGGAUCGGUGGGCCGCCAUAUGCAAGUGGACGGAGGAGCGCUGGGUUCUACUGCAAGAGAUUCUGCUCAAGUGGCAGCACUUCACCGAGGAGCAGUUCUUGUUUGACUCCUGGCUGACGGAGAAGGAGGCUCUCGUCCGAUCGAUCCAGAGCAGGGAUUUCAAGGACCAGAAUGAGAUGGUUGCCAGCCUGAAAAAGCUUGCGGUUGUGAAGGGGGAUCUGGAGAUGAAGAGACAGACAAUGGACAAGCUGUGUGCCCUGAGCCAGGACCUGCUGUGCAGGGUGAAGAACAAGGAGCUGGCCCACAAGCUGGAGGCCCGCCUGGAGAACCUGGCCCAGCGCUGGGACAAACUGGUGCACCUGCUGGAGGAGAACAGCACCCAGAUCUCGCUGGCUGUCACCACCGCCCAGACCGAACAGACUCAGACCACCGUCAUGUCGACCGUAACCAAGGUGACUAGGCGGGAGCAGGUGAAGCACACCAAGGCGGAGGCGCCUGUCCCCCCUCAGAAGAAGAGGCAGAUCGUGGUGGACUCCGAGCUCCGGAAGAGGUUUGACGUGGACUUCACGGAGCUGCACAGCUUCAUGACGCGCUCGGAGGCCACCCUGCAGAGCCCCGAGUUCUCCGAGAGGGGCAAGGAGGCCAGCGUUUCGGACCUGCACGACAGAGUGCUGGCAAUAGACAGGGAGAAGCCGGAGAAGCUGAGGAAACUGCAGGAGGCUACUCGCUCUGCACAGGCUCUGGUGGAUCAGCUGGCCAGUGACGGCCAGCACGCGGACGACAUCCAGCAGGCGGCGGAGCAGCUGAACAGCCGCUGGGUGGAGUUCUGCGCGCUGCUGGACGAGCGGCUGUCCUGGCUGGCCUACCAGACCAAGGUGCUGGCCUUCUACAGCCAGUUCCAGCAGCUGGAGCAGGCCGUGCUGACAGCCGAGAACUGGCUGAAGGUGCAGCAGCCGCCCGCCUGCGACCCGGAGCUGCUGCGGGUUCAGCUGGAGCGCUGCCGGGAUGAGCUGGCCCGCCUCUCGUCCCUGCAGCCGCAGGUGGAGAAGCUGAAGGACCAGCUGAACGAGCUGCGGGAGAAGGAGGAGGGGGCUCCCGUCGUUCUGGACGCUGACAUCACCGCCUUCACAGAGCAUUACAGGGAGGUCCUGGCCGACCUGCGGGCCCGCGAGCGGCAGCUCCUGCUGGUCCAGGAGAGCCUGCCGCCGCAGCGGUAUAAGGAGACGGUGACGUCGCUGCUGGCCUGGCUUCAGCAGUGCGAGGCCCAGCUGUCUGUUCCCUCGGCGGCUGUCACUGUCUACCCCGUGAUGGAACAGCGGCUCAAGGACAUCCAGGCCCUGCAGGUGGGGCUGCAGGAACACCAGAGUGACCUGGACUACCUGACGGUCACCAUGGAGCAGGUGUGUCAGAAGGCCCCCCCCGAGGUGGGCCACAGGUUCCGGGCGGAGCUGGAGCCCCUGGCGCUGCGCUGGAAGAAGCUGUCGGAGCUGCUGUCUGAGCGCGCUCAGACCCUGCAGGGCCUGAUGGACAAGCUGCAGCAGUUCCAGAACGACACGAAGACGCUGCGGAAGUGGAUGGCUGAGGUGGACGUGUUCCUGAACGAGGAGUGGCCAGCCCUGGGUGACUCAGAGGCGCUGGAGAAACAACUGGAGCAGUGCACGGCCCUGGUGAACGACAUCAACACCAUCCAGCCCAGCCUGAACGGCAUCAACGAGGUGGGGCUCGCGCUGAAGAGGGAGGCGGAGCCUGCGUUUGGCAGCAAGCUGCAGAAGGAAAUCGCAGAGCUCAACGCCCAGUGGGAGAACAUCUGUAAGCAGGCCUAUGCUAAGAAGUCGGCGCUGAAGGGCGGCUUGGACCGGACGGUGAGCCUGCGGAAGGACCUGUCGGAGAUGCAGGAGUGGAUCACGCAGGCGGAGGAGGAGUUCCUGGAGCGAGACUUCCAGUACAAAACCCCAGAGGAGCUGCGCAAGGCCGUGGACGAGCUGAAGAGGGCUCAGGAAGAGGUGGCUCAGAAGGAAGUGAAGGUGAACCUCUUGACAGAAACGGUCAACAACUUCCUGUCCAAGGCCCCCCCGGCCGCCCACGAGGCCCUGACCGCGGAGCUGCAGGUCCUGACCAACAACUACCAGCGCCUGUGCAGCCGGCUCAACGGGAAGUGCAAGACCCUGGAGGAAGUGUGGGCCUUGUGGGGGGAGCUGCUUUCCUACCUGAAGCAGGAGAACAGCUUUCUGGAUCAGCUGGAGAAGAAACUGCACGAGGUUGAGAACAUCCAGGGAGGAGCGGAGGAGAUGUCUGAAGCGCUGGAUGCUUUGGAGACUCUGCUCCGUCACCCCGAGGACAAUCGGACCCAGAUCAACGAGCUGGCCCAGACCUUGAUGGACGGCGGGGUCCUGGAUGACCUCAUCAAAGAAAAGCUGGACGCGUUCAACGCGCGCUGGGAGGAGCUUAUGCGGCAGGCUGUGCAGAGGCAGCAGCAGCUGGAGAAGAGUGUGCAGUGGGCCCAGGAGAACGACAAGACCCUGCGUCUCAUCCAGGAGUCUCUGCAGUCCACUGACCGACACCUGUCUUCUUACAUCGCCGACCACAUCGAUGCCAGCCAGAUACCACAGGAGGCACAGAAAAUCCAGGCAGAGCUGAACAGCCACGAGCAGAGCCUGGAGGAGAUGAAGAAGAAGAACGAGGCGAGGGACCCGUCCGACAGGGUGCGCUCUCAGAUCGACAUCACACAGAAGAAGCUCCAGGAGGUGACCACCAAGUUCCGCAUCUUCCAGAGGCCGGCCAACUUCGAGCAGCGCCUGCAGGACUGCGAGCGGGCGCUGGACGACGUGAAGACGCAACUGGGGGUGCUGGGCAUCCGCAGCGUGGAGCAGGACGUGGUGCAGUCGCAGCUGGACCAGUGCAUGAAGUUCUAUAAGAGUCUGAGUGAAGUGAAGGGCGAGGUGGAGACGGUGAUAAAGACGGGGCGCCAGAUCGUCCAGAGGCAGCAGACUGAGAACCCCAAAGAGCUGGACGACCGACUGACCGCUCUCAAGCUGCUGUACAACGAUCUGGGGGCCCAGGUGACUGAGGGGAAGCAACAGCUGGAGAAGAGUCUGAAGUUGUCACGGAAACUGCGCAAGGAAGUGAACAGUCUGACGGAGUGGUUGGCGGCGACGGACGCGGAGUUGACGCGCAGGUCGGCCGUGGAGGGCAUGCCGAAGGACCUGGAGGCUGAAGUGGCCUGGGCCAAGGCCACGCAGAAGGAGACGGAGAGGCACGAGCCGCAGCUGCGGAGCGUGAUGGAGCUGGCCGACGCCCUGAAGGCCCUGCUGAAGGGGCAGGAGAGCCUGGUGGAGGACAAGGUCAGCCUGCUCAACUGCAACUGGAUCGCCGUCACGUCCCGCAGCGAGGAGUGGCUCAACCUGCUCCUGGACUACCAGAGGCAGAUGGAGUCGCUGGAUCAGAACAUCGCUCAGAUCACCGCCUGGAUGUACCGGGCCGAAAUUCUGCUCGACGAGUCCGACACCCCGGCCUCCAGUGACCAGGUGCUUAAGAAUCUGCGGGCGGAGCUGGAGGACAUGCGUGUGAAGGUGGAGGCGGUGCGGGGGCAGGCCCAGGACCUGAUAAAGAACCGAGGGGAACACUGCCGGGCCCAGGUGGAGCCCAAAGUGGAGCAGCUCAACCUGCGCUUUGAGGAGGUCGCCCGCCGGAUCAGAACUGGGCAGACCGCUGCUUCGGCCAGGGAGGUGGAGCAGUACCACAGCGAGGCUCGCAUCUGGCUGGAUCUCCUGGAGGAGGAGGUGCAACAGGGGGAGAACCUGAAGGAGGAGGACUUCCAGCAGGAGAGCGACUGUGAUGAGGGGCCAGUGAAGGAGCUCCUGGAGAAGGGGGAGAGCCUGCAGAAGAGGGUGCCUGACGAGGGGAAGCGAGAGGAGAUCCGCAUUAAACACGACCAACUGAACAGCAAGUACAACACUGUGAAGGACCUGCGGGCCCUGCGGAAGAGAAAGGCCCUGGCGAUCGCCCCGCAGUGGUACCAGUACCGCCGCAAGUCCGACGACCUGCUGCAGUGGCUGGACGACAUCGAGCGGAGCGUGGCGGAACUGCCAGACCCCCCGAAGGAGCAGAGGGUGAAGGAGAUUGGCUCGGAGCUGGAGCAGAAGAGUGGGGAGCUGAGCGAGUUGCGGGUGCAAGCCCAGGUGUUGGCUGAUGGGGGCGCUGCACGGCUCGUGGAGCCUCGCCUCACCCAGCUCAACAAACGCUGGGAGGUGGUCGAUGGCAAAUUCGCUCCUUUCCGACGUUCCAUACAAAGUGCCUACUUAAAUGACCUGCGAGACCUACUGAAGUCCAUUGCUGAGACAGAGUUCCUGCUGAACUCCCCUGAGUACUGGGCAGUGUACUACGACCUGCCCAAACAGGAACAGUGCCUACAGGAUGUGAAGGUGAAACUGGAGAAGCUGCAGCCUCCAGUAGAGGGCGCUCAAGCGAGAAAGGGCGAUGUUCUCCACUCUGCAACUCCCCAAGAAAUUCAACAUGUCCAGGAAACUCUGUUGCUCCUCAGCACAAACUGGGAGAAAGUUAACAAGCUGUACCGUGACCGCCAAGCGCGCUUUGAGCUGUCCCAGGGGAAGUGGCGCAAGUUCAGCGCAGACUCGAAGGCGCUGACGAAAUGGCUCGGUGGCGCGGAGCAGACCCUGGAGCAGGCCGAGCAGGACCCCGUCCGCGCCAGAGAGCGUCUGAAGGAGCUGGAGGAUGCUGUGGGGGCUCAGGAGGGCGCGGUGGCGAGCCUCAACGCCGCCGGCGAGGAGAUCAUUCAGCAGAGCCGGCCGGACGACGGCCUCCGGAUCAGGGAGCAACUGAGCGCGCUCAACAAGCGCUGGGAGGACGUGCGCGGACGGCUGGCGGAGAGGAAGAGGAGGUCGACGGAGGCGCGUCACGCGGCGGCCGAGCUGCAGGAGGACCUGAGCGAGUUCCUGUCCUGGCUGGACGAGGCGGAGGGCGCGGCCACCAUCGUUCCGCAGCCGGGCAACCAGGAGCAGCUGAGGGUGUCGCUGGAGAAAGUGCAGCCAAGGGUGCUGGAGCUGCCGCGCAGGAAGGACACCCUUAAAGAGCUGAACGACCGGAAGACGAGUGCAUCACUUCCUGCGCCCAAACAGAGCGAGGCUCUACAGGCAGACCUGCAGCUCAUCAAUACUCGCUGGACUAAGGUCUCUCGGGUGUUGCCAGAGAAGCUGCAGGAGAUCUUGGACCUGCUGAAGGAUCUGUCUCAGGUCCAGGAUCAGGUCUCCCAGCUCUCCCUCUGGGCCUCCAGCACCAAAGAGCAGCUUCAGCUCUGCAGACAAACGGGCGAUACCAAGGAGAUAGAAGAUUCUGUCCAAGCCAAGCGUCCGGAUGUGGAAGGAGUUUUCGCCAAGUUUCAGCUGUUGUACAAGAACAGGCCCCCCUCGCAGCCUUUAAAGGGGAAGUUUGAGGAGCUCAGUGUGGACUGGAGGGCCAUCCUGGAGCUGCUGAAGGAGCUGAAGGAGAAGCAGAGCAGGGUAGUGACCCCUGACACUGCGCGAGAGAAGGUGACGGAGACUCUGACUGGCAGUGCCACGCUGGGUGAGAUGCCAUCCUCACUGUUUAUGGAGAUGCCAGCCCUGGCACAAUUCAACAGGUCCUGGAUGGAGCUCACCGAUUGGCUGUCGCUACGUGACCACCUGGUCAAGUCCCAGAGAGUCACAGUGGCUGACCUGGAGGAGAUCAACGAUAUGAUUGUGAAACAGAGGGCCACACUGCAGGACCUGGAGCAGAAGCGCCCCCAACUGGACAGUCAGAUCACUGCCGCUCAAAACCUCAAGAACAAAACCAACAAUCAGGAGGCCCGAGCUUUCAUCACCGACCGCAUUGAUAAAUUACAGACACAGUGGGAGGAGCUACACGGCCGGUUGACAGACAGGUGGACGGAACUGCAGCGCAUGCUGAAGGACUCUGGCCACUGGCUGGAUGCAAAGAAGGAGGUGGAGCCUCUGCUAAAGCGAGCCAAUGACAAGCUGGAGUCCUGGAAGGAGAUAUCCUAUACGGUGGAUGCACUUAAGAAGCAGAACGCUGACCUAAAGAAUUUUGUGAAGGACCUGCAGCAGUGGCAGACGUCCGUGGACGUGAGUAAUGACCUGGCCCGUGAUCUGCUGAAGAACUACGCCAACGACGACACCAGCAGAGUUAACCUGCUCACAGACAACGUGAAUGUCACCUGGGCCAACAUCAACAAGAGGGUGGGCGACAGGGAGGCGGCCCUGGAGGCGGCUCUGCGGCUGCUGCAGCAGUUCUAUCUGGACCUGGAGAAGUUCCUCAACUGGCUGACGGAGGCGGAGACCACGGCCAACGUGCUCCAGGACGCCACCCACAAGGAGGGGCUGCUGGAGGACCCGUCCAUGGGACACCAGCUGAUGGCGCAGUGGCAGGAGCUCCAGUCGGAGAUCCAGGGCCACACGGAGGCCUUCCACACGCUGGACGAGAACGGCCAGCGCAUCCUGACCUCGCUGGAGGGGUCCGAGGACGCGGGCCUGCUGCAGCGGCGGCUGGACAACAUGGGCCAGCGCUGGAACGAGCUGCGCAGCAAGUCCCUCAGCAUCAGGUCUCACCUGGACGCCAGCACACAGCAGUGGAAGCGGCUGCACAUGUCCCUGCAGGAACUGCUCAACUGGCUGGCGCUGAAGAGCGAGGAGCUGGCCCAGCAGGCACCUGUAGGGGGCGAUGUCCCCACUGUGCAGCAGCAGCUUGACACACACAGGGCGUUCAGGAAGGACAUUCGGGCCAAGGAGCCUGCGGUGACCGGCGCGCUGGAAGCAGUGAGGGUCUUCCUGUCAGAGCAGCCGACUGACGGAGCAGGGAGGGCGGAGCCAGAGCAAGGAGAGUUGACCCCCGAGGAGCGCGCUCAGAACAUGGGGCGCGUCCUGCGGAAGGAGGCGGAGGACGUGCGCGCGGGGUGGGAGGGGCUGAGGCUGCGCUCGGCCGACUGGCAGCAGCAGCUGGACCGGGCCCUGGCGCGGCUCCUGGAGCUCCAGGAGGCCCAGGACCGGCUGGACCUCAGGCUGCAGCAGGCCGAGGCCGUCAAGGAGUCCUGGGAGCCCGUGGGCGACCUGCUCAUCGACUCCCUGCAGGACCACAUCGACAGAGUCAAAGCUUUUCGAACGGAGAUCGCCCCCAUCAAAGAUGACGUAACUCAGGUGAACGAUCUCGCCUCCACCUUUGGGCCCAUGGGCAUCCAGCUGUCAAGGCUGAACCUCAACAGGCUGGACGACCUCAACACGCGGUGGAAGCUUCUACAGGUUUCCAUGGAAACCUGCAGAAUCUCAGGGAGAAUGAAGGAGGUGGGAGAUAUAUCCAAGGUUUCCAUUGAAGAGCAUUUCAGACAGCUGAAUGAGGCCCACCGGGACUUCGGCCCUCAGUCUCAGCACUUCCUUCUUCCCUCUGUUCAGCGUCCGUUUGAACGCUCCAUCUCUCCGAACAACGUGCCCUACUACAUCAAAAAAGAGAAAACAGGACCAGAGGAGAUGACCCGGAUCCUCUCAGACCACCAGACACAAACCACCUGCUGGGACCAUCCCAAGAUGGCGGAGCUGUACCAGUCUCUGUCUGACCUGAACAACGUGCGGUUCUCCGCCUACAGGACCGCCAUGAAGCUCCGGCGGCUGCAGAAGGCCCUCUGCUUGGACCUCCUGGGCAUGACGGCGGCCCGCGAGGCCUUCGACCAGCACGGCCUGAAGCAGAACGAGCAGGUGAUGGACAUCAUGCAGAUCAUUAACUGCCUGACCAGCGUGUACGACCGUCUGGAGCAGCAGCACAGCAGCCUGGUCAACGUCCCGCUGUGCGUGGACAUGUGUCUCAACUGGCUGCUCAACGUCUACGACACAGGGCGAACAGGAAAAAUCCGCACUCUGUCCUUCAAAACGGGCAUUAUUUCACUCUGCAAAGCACACCUGGAGGACAAGUACAGAUUUCUGUUCAGAGAGGUGGCGGGCCCCACAGGGACAUGUGACCAGCGGCGUCUGGGGCUGCUGCUGCACGAGUCCAUCCAGAUCCCCCGGCAGCUGGGCGAGGUGGCGUCCUUCGGGGGGAGCAAUAUCGAGCCCAGCGUCCGCAGCUGCUUCCAGUUCGCCAAUAACAAGCCGGAGCUGGAGGCGGCGGUGUUCCUGGAUUGGAUGCGGCUGGAGCCUCAGUCCAUGGUGUGGCUCCCGGUGCUGCACCGCGUGGCGGCGGCGGAGACCGCCAAGCACCAGGCCAAGUGCAACAUCUGCAAGGAGUGCCCCAUCAUCGGCUUCAGGUACCGAAGCUUAAAGCACUUUAAUUAUGACAUCUGCCAAAGCUGUUUCUUCUCCGGACGCGUCGCCAAGGGACACAAAAUGCAAUACCCGAUGGUGGAGUACUGCACUCCGACGACUUCUGGGGAAGACGUGCGGGACUUUGCCAAGGUGCUGAAAAACAAAUUCAGGACGAAACGCUACUUUGCCAAGCACCCCAGGAUGGGAUACCUGCCUGUGCAGAGCGUUCUGGAGGGAGACAACAUGGAGACUCCUGUUACACUGAUCAACUUCUGGCCUGUAGAUUAUGCGCCUGCGUCAUCUCCCCAGCUGUCCCACGAUGACACCCACUCCCGAAUCGAGCAUUAUGCCAGCAGACUAGCUGAAAUGGAAAACCGAAAUGGCUCCUAUCUGAAUGACAGCAUCUCACCAAACGAGAGCAUCGACGACGAGCACCUGCUGAUCCAACACUACUGCCAGAGCCUGAACCAGGAGUCCCCCCUGAGCCAGCCCCGCAGCCCCGCCCAGAUCCUCAUCUCCCUGGAGAGCGAGGAGCGGGGGGAGCUGGAGCGCGUCCUCAACGACCUGGAGGAGGAGAACAGGAACCUGCAGGCCGAGUACGACCGCCUGAAGCAGGCCCACGACCGCAAGGGGCUGUCCCCGCUGCCCUCGCCCCCCGAGGCGCUGCCCGUGUCGCCCCAGAGCCCGCGGGAUGCCGAGCUCAUCGCCGAGGCCAAGCUGCUGCGGCAGCACAAGGGCCGGCUGGAGGCCCGCAUGCAGAUCCUGGAGGACCACAACAAGCAGCUGGAGUCCCAGCUGCACCGCCUGCGCCAGCUGCUGGAGCAGCCGCAGACGGACCCCAAGCUGAACGGCACGGCGCUGUCGUCCCCCUCCACGUCCUCCCAGCGCUCCGACAGCAGCCUGCCCCUCCUGCGCGUGGCCGCCAGCCAGACCACCGACACCAUGGGUGAGGACGAGCUGGCCAGUCCUACCCAGGAUACGAGCACUGGACUGGAGGAGGUGAUGGAGCAGCUCAACAGCUCCUUCCCUCAUAGCCAGGGCCUCGGUGUGGGCAGCUUGUUCCAUAUGGCGGAUGACCUAGGCCGCGCUGUGGAGUCUCUGGUCAGUGUGAUGACGGACGAGCCGGGGGCGGAGUAACACGGCUCCUCCCCCUCUCCCUCCCCAGCAUGCUUUUAUAGUCAAAACAACUGGACUGGACACCUUUACAAAGAGAAAAAUACAUCUAUUUUUGUCAAAGAUCAUGGUUACAAACUUGUAGAAUUCAGUAGUUUCUUAAGUCUAAAAAUUGUUUUAUUAACAAAGGCAGGUUUUUACACUUCUAUGCAAUUGUACAAAACACUUCGGAAAUGUGUGUGAAAUGAUUUGCUGUUUCUUUGUAUGGAGCACAUUUCAGAUCGUUCAAAAAAAAAAAGUUUGUAACAAUUAAAAAGAUUGUAAACUAAAGGACGCUUUAUAUGACAUACAUUUAUUUAUGAAAAACAUGAAAAAAUCUUUUAAAGGCAAUGCAUUUGUUGUGCAACUUUAUAGAUGUGUGUAUGUACGUGUGAGUGUGUGCGCGUGCGUGUGAAGGAGAAACGUUCACCUUAACAGUGUUGUCGUUCUUGCUUUAGAUAAAACCCCCACCAAUAUUGUUACCAAAUUAUUCACCCAAGUCAUUGGUCUUUCUGUUUACUUCACUGUCUCUUGAUUUCCCAGCAUGCUCCACACCUUUUUUGAAACGCAGUAUUAUAACUCACCUUGUAUCACUUCCUGCUGUUUUCACAUGAUGGUUGCGUAAGCUGAUCCUGGAUCAGCUGGUGCAGAGCAUUUUUUUUCUCCGACACCUAGUUAAAUCACAUUUUCCCUUUUGUGUUUAGAUUCAUUGCGAAGUAGUAUCUUUGAAAAAAACCCUUUCGAAAGAUUUUUUAUAAUCAAGAAUCGAUAACGUAUUGUUUUCAAAAGGAUGAGAAAGGGAGACUUGGUUCUUUUCGGAUGUGUCUGAAAUCUGUUGAAGGUGAGAUUGAAAAGUGAUAACUUGUACCGAAUGUUGUGCUUGAAAGCAGAGGGGGGGGGGGGUGUUUGUUUUUUUUCAGUCACAGAAGAGAUUAUUUUGUUGGAAUUUAGUCUUUUCCAAGCACACUGAGAGAUGGACACGUGGAAGAGGAGUGUGUUGCUCUGCGCAGAUCCCUGCCCAUUCUUCCAGUCAUGCAAGUUCUACCUCAGUUUCUUCGGUACUCCGUACUUUCGGUAUUCUGUCCAGUUCUCCAUUACGCCUCAGCGAGAUUUCAGUGAAAUUACCAUCUUAAAGCAUCUAAACUGAAUUCAGUCAUUGUCUUAGACUUUUAAUGUGUCCUUCUCCAUCUUGUUUGUGUUCUUGUUCAAACAUUGUAUUUCUAAAUACAUUGUUUUUGCUUUUGUUUUUUUGUUUGUUAGUGUCACGGAGAUGGAAUCUGAAUACACUCACUACUUUCUUUAAUAACACUGCACCCUUUUCCGAGAUGCAUUUUAGUUUUUGCUUUAUUGUUGCUUCGAAAGGGCAAGCAUUACCUAUUUAAUCACGAAGUACUAAAUAUAACCAUUAAUUUUGUUGUAUAAUCUGAUUAAAAAUGAGUAAACCUGACUGACGCCUCUCGUGGUGACAGCAUGUUCCAGGAUGUUUUCAGAUAUUUCAUAUAUUCAUCUCUAACCCCAAUAUUAUCAUUUUUGUCUUUAUUUUAAAAAAUCUCAUGUUACACAUUUUCCUUCGAAACAUAUCAAAUGCCACCAAAUAUAUGCCUUACUACUGUAAUAUAAAUAGCUUUACUGUGUAUAUCAAUAAAGCACGCAGUUAUGUUAACCUUU